Hibiscus syriacus is the source of this 2843-nucleotide messenger RNA. RefSeq lists its product as uncharacterized. Gene Ontology annotation, cellular component: MLL1 complex; Ino80 complex; NSL complex. The transcript is spliced from 6 exons. The coding region runs from base 352 to 1647 and encodes 431 amino acids. Gene Ontology annotation, molecular function: G-quadruplex RNA binding. NCBI's taxonomy places the organism in Eukaryota, Viridiplantae, Streptophyta, Magnoliopsida, Malvales, Malvaceae. The record is from RefSeq and is a predicted model, not a curated record. Gene Ontology annotation, biological process: positive regulation of transcription by RNA polymerase II.
UACAAUUGUCGUCGCAUAAAGAAAUACACCGGAAAAGGGAAGAAAAACCGACGCCAAGAGUCAAAACCCGGUCUUAGCUUGCACAUUCCUUAACGACACUCGAAUUUGAGUGUAAAUCUGUGAAAUCACCCAAUCUAUUUGUGUCCCCACCUUCUACGGUAAUCUCUCGCGCCACCCUGGUUUCAUACUCUCUUUGCUUUUCGUUUUAGGGUUUAACCCCACAAUCUCUCUUUGUUUCCAUGUAAAACACCAGGAGAGAGCCCCGUUUCUGAGAGAGAAACCUUGAGAAGAGGAAGUAAAACAAAAAAGGGUCUGAAGGGGCCUUUUCGGGUUUGGUUGAGCUCCAAAUAGAUGGGGGCCCUGGCUCCAGUCGUCCCCUCUUGGAUACCUGAAGAUGACCUCUUGUUGAAGAACGCUAUUGAGGCUGGUGCUUCUCUGGAAUCUCUUGCGAAGGGUGCAGUGCAGUUCUCUAGAAAAUUCACAGUUAGAGAACUGCAUGCCCGAUUGCAUUCUCUCCUUUAUAAUCCAGUUAAUUCUGAGGAGGCUUCAUGUCACAUAUUUGAGUUUGAAUGUUCUGCUUCUAACACAGCAGGAAAUUCAAAGGAUACCAAUAGUUUGCCUGGGAAGAGAAAGUCUGAGAGUGUACAUAGUAGUCACGAUGCAUUGUGCAAAAGAGUUCGGAAUGAUCCCUUUAACUCAAUGGAUCCGAGUUUACUUGUUGAAUCUAUUGAUAGCAACUCUAUUGGGCUUGCGGAUGAGCCCUUACCUGGAAAUCCAAUCUCAGAUCAAUUUGGGGUUCAAGAAACAAAUGUGAAUGUCAUGCAUUGUUCUUUUCCUCAAAUACAGGAAAGUCCUCACAUACUUGGAGAGAAUCAGUUUCUUGUUGAGAGUGGCUCUGGCAUAGAGGAAUUGAGAGAAUCCAAGGAAUUUUCUAUGCACAGUUUGUUAGAGGAUAAUGAUAAAGAGAAUAUUUGCUCUUGGUUUGAGUGUAACCAGAUCUUGAACUCAUUAAUUGUGGAGCAUGGUUUGUCAAUUUGGAGAACUGAUGAAGGCUUCUCUCAAUCGGCUAUUCCUGCUGAUGAUGGUCUUGGGCAAACGGUUAUUCACAGAGGAGAUAUAUGUGCACCACCCAGUGAUGGGGUUGCCAAGAGCAAUCAUGUGUCAGGACAUAACGCUGUUGGUACAGAUUCCCAUAUUGAAUCAGAAAUACUAUGUGAGGCUUCAGAAAAUACAAUGGCUGAUACUGAAGGUUAUUUGAUGGAAAUAACCAAUACCCUUAUGAAUGAUGAACCUUUUUUAUUGGAUGCUGAUGCAAAAGAUGUGAUUGAGAAGUCUUUCUUUGAAGGCUUGCGCUCACUUUUGGUAAGUUCACCAAACAGCGGUGAUCAAGAUCAGAUGACUGAAUUAAUGACAAUUGAAACUCAAGUUAAUCUUGCAAAAGUUUCUUGUUCAGGCCUUGGAGAAUCAGAUGAAGUUGCAGGAUCUCGCCCAGUGGAAGAACCUGUCUCUUGCAAUUCAGAUGUCCUAAACCUUUCUUCUUGCGCUUUAAACAGUGAGGAUCCAGAAAUUCCAUGCAAUGAAGAUGUUGACUUCCCCGAACAUCUAUGCCGACCGACUGUUUCCUCAACAGGACACAAGGAACCUUGAAAUCCAUUAUCUGCCUGCAUAAAAGAUUUUUCUCGGGGUCAGAAAGAUAGUGAGAGAGGCCCCAUCCUGGUUCAGAGAGAUAAAAUAGAUCCUGGGAAAUCACAUGGAUCUUCUCAAAUGAAAAGAUCACAUAUGAUAGCAGAAGUUGGUCAACUCCAUGCAGUAGUUAAAUGUGAGGAUCACCCAUGUGUAGCUCCUAUAGGUGAUGGUUUUCUAUCCAAUGCUUCAGCCCAAAGUAAUUCCAUUAAUGCUAGUGAUGGCACUUUCCCACCAACACUGCCAAUGGAAAAUAGUGAAGAUAAUUUACUGGGAAUGCAUACAAAUCAUAGUUCAGCUAAUUCUUUAACAGGGAAACAUGCUCUUUGUUCUGAUAACCUCGACAGUUUCCCACCGGUGAAUCCUUCUGUCAUAAAGCGGAUGCUCUACAAAUGAUUAUUUCUCCAGUACUAGUUGUUGAUCCUCCACCAUUAGAGGCUGCAGAGUUACAUAUUGGAAGUGAUGAUAAUGUUCCUUAUUACUCGGACAGUGAGGCAACGAUCCUUCACAUGGACUUGUAUCCAGAUGAUGAAGAUUUGUGUGAUCAGAAGUUACUAAAUACCAGCAUGUGGACAGAAUAAGAGCAAUUAUGAGGCUGGAACAGGCUUACCAUUCUUUCAUACAGAGGGACAUUGCAUCCCAUGGAGCCUUUGCCAUUUUAUAUGGCCGCAAUUCCAAUCAUUAUUAUAUUAAGAAACAUGAGAUUUUACUUGGUAGAAUGACAGAAGAUUUCAUUGUUGACAUUGACUUGGAAGACAAGGAUGUGCAAAUACAGUGUCAAGGAGGAAGUAAGAUUUACCAUGUCUCUAUAUAUAAUUACCACCACUUGAACGGUUGCCUAAUAACAUGUAAUACUGCUUUUGUGGUUCCCCUCAUCUAUUUAGGCAAUCAUCAAGAUGGAAGAAGAUGGAUCUUUCCAUCUUAAAAACCUUGAAAAAUGCUUGAUAUGGAUAAAGGAAAAUAAAGUAGCUCCUGAGCAGAGCCUGGGCCUUAAAUCUGGAGAUGUGAUCCUGAUAAGGGGGAUCCCAUUAAUCUUCGAGACGAACCAGAAUUGUGUGAGGCAGUAUUUGAAUGGUGUGGCAAAAAAAUGGUUGAGCUCGGGAACCCCAUAUUAGAACUGUGCUGUAUGUGCAAUUUGGUCACCUUUAUUUAGUGGUAGU